UCUGGUGAGGAGCGAUGGACCAGCCGCUCAACAGCCGACCCAUCAUCGGGGUGUUGGCAGAUGAAGCCAGUAAAGAGAGUCAGGCUACAAGGGGCUAUUCCUACAUCCCUGCUUGCUAUGUGAAAUUCCUGGAGGCAGCCGGGGCCAGAGUCGUACCGGUCAGAUUAAAUCUCUCAGAAGAAGAAUAUACUAAGAUAUUCAACUCAAUAAACGGGUUUGUGCUGCCGGGAGGAUCUUCCGAUCUGCUGGAGUCGCCCUACAGUCGAGCCGCCGGUAUAAUGUUCAACUUGGCUCUGAGGGCCAACGAUGCCUCAGACUACUUCCCCAUCUUGGGAUCUUGUCUUGGCUUCGAGAUGCUGACUGUCUUAACAGCGAAGGAACACCUGCUCUCGCUCACUGACACCAUGGCUGUGGCUCUGCCGCUCGACCUCACACCAAUGGCCCGUUCCAGCCGUCUGUUUCAGAGUUUCCCCAAAGAUGUGGUGAGGUCUCUGACCGAGGAAAACAUCUGCCCCCACUUCCACAAGUGGAGUCUGUCCGCCGAGAGCUUCAACGGGAAUUCCAGGCUACAGGAGUUUUACAAGGUCCUGUCGACGAACCACGAUGGGAAGCUAGAAUUCAUCUCCACUAUCGAAGCCUACCAGUAUCCAAUUUAUGGAUUACAGUGGCAUCCGGAGAAAACCCCCUUCGAGUGGAUCGACAAACCGGGGAUGAUUCACUCCACCGCUGCAAUAAGAGUCUCCUUCUACUCUGGCAGCUUCUUCGUCUCUGAAGCCAGGAAGAGCACCCAUCGUUUCCCGAGUCAGGAGGAGGAAGAGAGAGCGCUCAUCUACAACUACUCUCCCAUCUUCACUGGCAAUGGGUCCAUCUUCAUGCAGAUCUAUUACUUUGAUUGAUGCUGAACCCGUCACUGGAGGGAAAUCUCAAACCUGAUGGAGUCAGUGACAUUGAAACCUCCAAUGUAACAGCAACAAUUAGCAACUUUAGCUGAUUUGCUCAGUAUUAUGUGAAUGCUGUGAAAAAUAAAAGAAGAAGAAAGUGAAAUAAAAGGAUUCUGAGACAAAGAAGGAAAGAAGUUUGAAAAUCAGGUAAUGAAAAACUCAAAGAGCAGACGAAGACAAACCCCAAAAACCCAAAUACACAAAACUCAAACAAAAAGGAA
This is a messenger RNA of Pleuronectes platessa (European plaice), 1162 nucleotides long. RefSeq names its product gamma-glutamyl hydrolase-like. Gene Ontology annotation, molecular function: gamma-glutamyl-peptidase activity. Gene Ontology annotation, biological process: tetrahydrofolylpolyglutamate metabolic process. The record is from RefSeq and is a predicted model, not a curated record. Bases 15 to 896 code for a protein of 293 amino acids. NCBI's taxonomy places the organism in Eukaryota, Metazoa, Chordata, Actinopteri, Pleuronectiformes, Pleuronectidae. The transcript has 9 exons. Gene Ontology annotation, cellular component: vacuole.